AUGGGCAGUGGUGAAGGCACUACAGGGCGGGCGAAUGUUAUCUACAACUUUGCGAUAGGCUCCAAUGUGAACACGGAACGCCUUCGUACGCGAGCGCGCUGGCUUGGUGAUCAAGCCGAAAUCAAGUUCCUCAGUGCUGAGCCGGCGGUACUUCGCGGCUACCGCAUCGUGUUCAACACGCCGGGGUUUCCCCCCGCAGAAGCAGCGUUCUGCUCCGUGCGAGCUUGUGAGUGUGGCGGCGGUAGGCGCUGCCCGAGCGAGGUGCACGGCGUGCUCUAUGCAUUCGACCGUGCUUCGUACGAGUUGCUUUGGGUGACUGAAGGAGGCCUUGGCGGGCGCGAGUACGGCUCCAGUUACGUGGAGCGGCGCGUGCACGUGGAGACCUACAGGCGUCCGGGGGUGCUCCACGAGGCGAUUAUCUUCGAGACACGGCCCAGUCGAACAGUGGAGACCUGGUAUCGACGCUGGCUACGACGUGACGUUUAUCGACGACGCUGGCUCGCGAGCGAGUUCCGCUGCAUUGCGACGAGUGCUAUGGGUGCACUCGAACAAGAACUCGCUGCGCAACGCGUGGCGAAUGCCGCGGAUCAAGUUGCGUCCACUUCAUGGUUGCCGAAAAACGGCAGUGCUGCACUCCCGCUGUGGUAUACGCAGCAUGCGCAUGUGCUGGAGGUGACCCAGGCGUUGCCACAGGAUCAUUCCGAUCGAAUAGCACUGGAGCUGGAACGGGUGCUCAUUCGACCGUCCAUGCGAUAUCUGGGUCUUAUUCGGGACGGCGCUUUGCAGUCCGGACUCGAUGCAGACUACAGGCGGUUACUUGAAACCUAUAUGGUGCACUGGCGGGUCUCGUGUCCAUGUGCAGCGCGACCGCAGCCACUCCAGGGGUGGCUUACGGUGUCUGUGAACAUGUCGACGCCGGGGUUCUUCCGGUGGCUGUGGUGGGCGCACCUCACCGGUCGCAAGCGUGUUCUACGCUUUCUGUACCAGCUCUGGAAUCGCUGGUUUCUACGGGUUCUCAGUUUCUUUGCGAUGGAGCGCGAGUUACAUGCGAUGCGGCUGGCGCAGCGAACGCACGCCUGUAUAGGGAAACCGCAAGUGCUUCUCCACUGGGUAGCGGUGUACUUUUGCAGUGUGAUAAUUUUGAUAUGGACGCUGCCGAUUGCGCUCGCUGGCCUGCUUUAUGGAAGGGGCAACUUCUUUCAUGUGCGAGCAUCGACGCCGGCGCUUGUUCCAGGGAAUGCUGCACCCGCAGCGCGGUCUGCGAAUGUACACGCAUAG
Molecule: messenger RNA, 1278 nt
Organism: Cyanidioschyzon merolae strain 10D
Lineage: Eukaryota; Rhodophyta; Bangiophyceae; Cyanidiales; Cyanidiaceae
Exons: 1
Coding region: 1-1278 (425 amino acids)
Molecular function (GO): gamma-glutamylcyclotransferase activity
Source: RefSeq, a predicted model, not a curated record